GAAAAACCCUCGCAAAUCGUUAGAACAGAAACUAUAACGUCUCUCUCUCUCUCUGAGUUUCACUCUCAUAUAUAUAUACACACAUCAUUUUCAGAAUCAAAUAUUCUCUGAAUAAUUCAAUUUCUACCCACUUCUCAACAAUUUUCUCUCUCCUUUUCCGAUCUGUUUUCCUCAUUUUUCCGGAAAAGUUAUUGGGAGACGCAUUUUCCCGGAAAAGCUUAACGAGGGGAUAAUUCUAAAUUAAUAACUCUUAGUUUCAGUCAUUUUGAUAAUUUCUUUGGUUUUUUUUUUUUUUUUGGUUGUUGUUGAUUAGAUCUCUGUUAGCAUUUUUAGCUGAGAUCAAGAGAGGGUAAUGGCGGGUUGUUCAUCGAGUAUUCGGUUUUCACUGCAUGUGGGUUUGCAAAAUGAGGUUGUUUCUGGGACUGUCCGGAAUCAGAAUUUGAAGAUUGCUGACAUUCGAAUCAUUUCUUGUUCGAUGAAAAGUAGAGACUUUUUGUAUAAUAAGAGGAAACAGAGGCUUGUGGUUGUGAAUGCUUUGAAUUCGGAUUCUGAGCCCCAAUCUGGUGUUGUAGAGACAAUUUUUUCGAAAGAAAGUGAUGGUGGUGGUUCUGUUGGGAAGGAUUUUGGGGUUUUGGAAGCUAAUUAUGUACCAGAAACUAGUUGUGGAGGUGGUGGCGAUGAUAAUGGUAAUGGGAAAGUUUUAGGUGGUGGUGGUGGUGGAGGUGGAGGUGGUGAUAAUGAAGGGGAUGAUGACAAGGAAGAAGAUGAGUUUGGGCCAAUAAUGAAGUUUGAGGAGGUGAUUAAAGAAGCGGAGGCUCGGGGGGUUACUCUUCCGGUGGACAUGUUAGAGGCGGCGAAGAGUGUAGGAAUUCAGAGAGUGCUUCUGAUUAGAUAUUUGGACUUGCAGGGGUCAGCAUGGCCUCUAGGAUUUGCAAUGAAGUCUUGCUCUAUGCUUCGGAAUCGAAUGUUGGCUGACCCAGCUUUUCUUUUUAAAGUUGGAACAGAGAUUGUUAUAGAUUCUUGUUGUGCUACAUUAGCAGAAGUUCAAAAGAGGGGCAAAGACUUCUGGGCGGAAUUUGAGUUGUAUCUUGCAGAUCUGUUGGUUGGGGUGGUUGUUAAUGUUGCUUUAGUUGGUAUGCUAGCACCUUAUGCUCGUAUUGGGCAACCAUCUCUAUCUAAAGGGGUUCUUGGACGUAUGCAACAUGCUUAUGCCGAUCUUCCUAGCAGUGUAUUUGAAGCUGAAAGGCCAGGAUGUAGGUUUUCGGUGAAGCAAAGGAUUGCUACUUACUUUUUCAAGGGUGUUAUGUAUGGAUCAGUUGGGUUUGCAUGUGGUCUUAUAGGUCAAGGCAUUGCAAAUUUGAUAAUGACUGCCAAGAGGAACAUAAGAAAAUCAGAAGAGGACAUACCGGUUCCACCUCUUAUUAAGAGUGCAGCUCUUUGGGGUGUUUUCCUAGCAGUGUCUUCCAACACCCGCUAUCAGAUUGUCAAUGGAUUGGAACGGUUGGUAGAAUCGUCUCCUAUUGCAAAGCAGGUUCCACCUGUCGCAAUGGCUUUUACAGUUGGUGUGCGAUUUGCCAACAAUGUCUAUGGUGGGAUGCAAUUUGUGGACUGGGCCCGAUGGAGUGGGGUGCAAUAACUGUAUGUCUUUCUUUUUUCUUUUUGCUUAAAAUGAAGCAUUCCCUGAAGUGUUUUGUUGGAGUUAAUAUCAAAGAAUGUGUCCAACGCAAACAUUACUAUGAUGCUUGGAGACCUUGAACCUUUUAGAAACAAGCACAAUGAGCAUUUUAUGGGGGCAGUUUUCAUGUAUUUUUCAGUAGGGGAUUUUCCUGGUAUUAAUGUUGCAAUUUUGACAACCACCUCUCUAUACUUGGUAAUAAUGUGUGCACAAUUCUAGUU
Messenger RNA from Camellia sinensis, 1896 nucleotides. RefSeq names its product reticulata-like protein, putative (DUF3411) (gene LCD1). NCBI's taxonomy places the organism in Eukaryota, Viridiplantae, Streptophyta, Magnoliopsida, Ericales, Theaceae. Gene Ontology annotation, biological process: plant organ development. The record is from RefSeq and is a predicted model, not a curated record. Gene Ontology annotation, cellular component: chloroplast inner membrane.